AUGCGCCGCCUUCAGCAGCAGCUCGGGCGCCGUUUUUGGACUGCGGGCUUGCUGCCAAACCCCCGUCGACGUGUAACUUCCCCAGCCCUAGGAGUAGACGUGUCAACUACACCACCGCUGCCAGGGCGUUCUUCUGUGCCUAUAGCCUCCGUGGCACCUCCUCCUACUGAGGUGUUGAGGGCUGCGCCCGCUGCCCCCGCUGCACCCAAGGCUGCGCCCGCUGCCCCCGCUGCACCCAAGGCUGCGCCCGCUACCCCCGCUGCGCCCAAGGCUACGCCCGCUGCACUGAAGGCUGCGCCCGCUGCACCCAACACUGCGCCCCCACCCAAGCUGCGCCCGCUGCCCCCGCUGCACCCAAGGCUGCGCCCGCUGCACAAGGCUGCGCCCGCUGCACCCAACACUGCCCCCGCUGCCCCCGCUGCACCCAAGGCUGCGCCCGCUGCACUGAAGGCUGCGCCCGCUGCACCCAACACUGCCCCCGCUGCCCCCGCUGCACCCAAGGCUGCGCCCGCUGCACUGAAGGCUGCGCCCGCUGCACCCAACACUGCGCCCGCUGCCCCCGCUGCACCCAAGGCUGCGCCCGCUGCCCCCGCUGCGCCACAGGCUACGCCCGCUGCACUGAAGGCUGCGCCCGCUGCACCCAACACUGCCCCCGCUGCCCCCGCUGCACCCAAGGCUGCGCCCGCUGCACUGAAGGCUGCGCCCGCUGCACCCAACACUGCGCCCGCUGCCCCCGCUGCACCCAAGGCUGCGCCCGCUGCCCCCGCUGCGCCACAGGCUACGCCCGCUGCACUGAAGGCUGCGCCCGCUGCACCCAACACUGCCCCCGCUGCCCCCGCUGCACCCAAGGCUGCGCCCGCUGCACUGAAGGCUGCGCCCGCUGCACCCAACACUGCGCCCGCUGCCCCCGCUGCACCCAAGGCUGCGCCCGCUACCCCCGCUGCGCCACAGGCUACGCCCGCUGCACUGAAGGCUGCGCCCGCUGCACCCAACACUGCCCCCGCUGCCCCCGCUGCACCCAAGGCUGCGCCCGCUGCACUGAAGGCUGCGCCCGCUGCACCCAACACUGCGCCCGCUGCACCCAAGGCUGCGCCCGCUGCCCCCGCUGCGCCACAGGCUACGCCCGCUGCACUGAAGGCUGCGCCCGCUGCCCCCGCUGCGCCACAGGCUGCGCCCGCUGCACUGAAGGCUGCGCCCGCUGCACCCACCGCUGCGCCCGCUGCCCCCGCUGCACUGAAGGCUGCGCCCGCUGCACCCACCGCUACGCCCGCUGCCCCCGCUGCACUGAAGGCUGCGCCCGCUGCCCCCGCUGCGCCACAGGCUGCGCCCGCUGCACUGAAGGCUGCGCCCGCUGCACCCACCGCUGCGCCCGCUGCCCCCGCUGCGCCACAGGCUACGCCCGCUGCCCCCGCUGCACUGAAGGCUGCGCCCGCUGCCCCCGCUGCGCCACAGGCUACGCCCGCUGCCCCCGCUGCACCCAAGGCUGCGCCCGCUACCCCCGCUGCACUGAAGGCUGCGCCCGCUGCACCCAAGGCUGCGCCCGCUGCCCCCGCUGCGCCACAGGCUGCGCCCGCUGCACUGAAGGCUGCGCCCGCUGCACCCACCGCUGCGCCCGCUGCCCCCGCUGCGCCACAGGCUACGCCCGCUGCCCCCGCUGCACCCAAGGCUGCGCCCGCUACCCCCGCUGCACUGAAGGCUGCGCCCGCUGCACCCAAGGCUGCGCCCGCUGCCCCCGCUGCGCCACAGGCUACGCCCGCUGCACCCAAGGCUGCGCCCUCUGCACCCACUUCUCCCGAUGUCUUCGGGAGGGUACAGUCACGAAAGAGAAGCGUCGCCGCUGGAGGUUAUGCUGCGGAACAGAGGUUGUCUUGGAGCGCCGGCUCGCGCCCGAAAACCGCAGUACCUCAUGAGACUGGUGCGACGCCCACGGCGGCAUGCAGACCGUCCCGGAAGCAGCUCCCUCGCCGAACAGAUGCCAAAGGUCCUGCUGUGCCUUCCCCUCCUCCCUCGCCGCCACCGGCGCCGUCUCUAUCAGCCGCACCGCCAUCACCAUCAAUUUUGCCGUCUACGCCGGCGGCACACGCUACCAUCGCGCCUCCCUACAUAAGUGAGGUUGGCGAGGUGGACGGCGAGGCGAAGGAGGGGAUGCUCUUCGAGGCUCUUCGACCCUCGCUGUCGACACGCGUCGAGGCUGCCGUACGACAGAGUAGAGCAAACCACCCUCUGAGGGCGUCCUGUAAAGCCCACCCGCCCCAGGCGGAAAAACGGGAGCCGCAUGUUCUUUGUGGGGAGACGGAGACGCACGCUGAUCCGUCCGAACUUGUCGAAGGCGCGGCUGCCGGGGAUUGGGCGUGGGCUAAGCGGGAAGAGCGGCUACAACCACUUCCAGCAUCCAUCUCCUGCAGCAUCGAUCGGCAUGAAAUCCCAGCUGAGCUGGGGGGUGAUGAGGGCCAUAAUGUCGCCGAGAACGCCCCCGCGGGGUCGUCUGCUAAUGACUUUUCUCGAGGUGAGGCCUCCGCGGCGCCUACAGACUCCGCACCGCCGUCCUCUGCAUCUGCAGCAGAGCUAUUAGAGACCGCCACAGUGGAGCGCUUGCCUGGCGAGGUGUGGUGCGGUGCAGAGGCCGCAGGCUGUGAGAAAGGCGCCACACCGCCACCACGCCCUCCAAUCGCAGACAACAGGGAUGUGUGCCUUUUAGUAUCGACUUCUGUCACACCUCAACUAUACACGAUUACGGUGCAGCUGCGAGAGCCGCCGUCAAGCCCGAUGGCCUGCGUGCAAGCUGUUUCAGGUGCAUUGGACGCGGUGGAGGCGCACUGCGACGCAGCUGUGGCCGCCCGCGCCGCAGGCAAGGUCGACUCGAGAGUGAGGGCAGCGCCAGACAUCACCGUUACGUGGUGCACUUUGCCGCAUUGCCCCUUCUUCGCAUCGACGCAGAGCCCGGCGGAGCUGCCGUUGUCGCAGCUUUUCAGCUAUGUGGCCGCCAAGGAGGCUGUGAUGAAGCGCUUCCACCACCUUGUGACACGAUUCGGGACACGUGUGCGUUUUGCAGCAGCGGCCAGCAGCGAGUCGGUGCUCGACUUUGGCGCGGAGGUUUUUUUUGCGUGCCCAGAGCGGCGGUUGCUCUCUCUGCGAGCCGCGGCGUGUGACGGCGGCGACGUGGCAGCAGCACCGGCGGAGUCAUCCUCGCCGCCCGUUGCCACUGUCUCUGUGGGGUUCCCGCUGAGCCGCGUGGGCAUUUUUCCCUCGACCUCUACGGUGGUCUCCCUGCAACGUCUCUGCGGGUCACUGCACACGGUGAAGUGGGUGCCCGUGCUGCACACAUAUGAUGUGAGCAGCCUGGCUGAUGUUGGUUUGCUGAGUAUCCCUGACGCCGCCGGUGAGGCCUCGGAAAAGCGUAAGGCGAAGCGGUGGUCGCUGGCGCUUGAGCAGCUCAUUCUCGAACACGUGUGCCAGUCAUCUGCGCAGCGUCGGUGGGCCGUGGAGAUGCUAAUGUGGAGUCGUGGCUUUCACGACACUGCGACGCGCCACAAGGCCGUUGGUGCCAUGUCCGCAGACAUUGCAGACGGUUGGUACGCAUACGCAAUGGGGGCUCUUAGUCGGAAUCCGUCAUGCACAGAAGCGUGUGCUGCAUGCGGAGAUGCUGAAGGCGCCACCGGGGUUCAGGCACUUCUGACAACACCCCCCUGCAGAGGCGCUGCUCAUGCUGUACAGGUACACUCGAGGUCUCUGAGAUGCUCGCUGCCUCCUCUGCCGCACCACCGCUUCCUCACCUUCGCGCACGUGCAGCGCUCGCUGUGGAUGCACAAAAUGCAAGCACUGGCUGCCACAGAAGAGUCCGCUGGAGCGGCUGUGCUGCUUGACUGCUCUGACAAGGCUGUGAUGGACACGUUGGAUUUGGUGGAGACGCACCUCGCUGGCACCGCCGCGCAGCGGGCUCGCUUGCCCUAUCUGAACGUCGUAUUGAUUGGCGACGCUGCCACUGCGCAGCCGAUUCUUCAACGCCUGCCUUGUGCUGCUGUUAUCUCCUCCGCGUCUGCGUUUUGUAAAAUGGGGCAUGCCUCCGUGCAGCAGGUGCGCCUGUACGCUUCGCCGAAGUGGCCGACAGAUCUUCAGCAAGACACGCUGUUGGCAGCCUUAACAUACCUCAAGCGCCGCGGAGCACCUCACGUCGUCGCCGCCGGAGCAGCACCGCAGCGGCUUUUGCUAGCACUGUGUCAGGAGGCGGUGUUGGUAGCGCGCUCGCUGCCUGAUGCCAUAGCUGUCGAAUCCGCCGCCAAGGAGCAGCUGGGCCUGUGCUUGGGACCCUUCCGGCUUAUGGACGCUUAUGGCACCGUUGCGGUCGCUUCCAUGGCUUCUGCAGAGCGGACGCGCACCGCGGCGGCCAACGAUGUGGCAACUCGAGCCACCUUGGCUCCCGUGCACCAACUGGAAAGCUGCAUGCGGUCCAUGGCCCGUGAGGGGCUGCUAGGAGCGAGAGGUGCACGUGGAGGCUUCUACGAUUCCGCUGUAGCAAUUAAUGAAGCAGUCUCCGCCGCUCCGCCGCUUCGCGAGGCGGUGCUGAACGCGUACGUCCGCCACACGACGCCGACUCAGGUGGGCAACCGACUUCGCGCGGCCGUGCUGAACGUGGCCUGCGAGCUGCUAACCCACGGCGAGGUGCAGCGGGUCGAUGAUGUUGACCUGCUGUCGAUGAGUGCCCUCGGAUGGCGGGAGGAGACCGGCGGGGUUCUUUACCAGGUAGACCAGCUGGGGGCAGAUGGCUUGCCACGAUUGGUGGAGCAAAUGACAUACUUGGCCAGGACAGGCAUUGCACCGCACCUCGCUCCUCACCCGUUGCUCCUGCGCAUGGUGACAGAGAAGGUGCGCUUCGCCGGCCUCAAGGCUAGCGGGCUGCUAUGA
Molecule: messenger RNA, 4902 nt
Organism: Leishmania mexicana MHOM/GT/2001/U1103
Lineage: Eukaryota; Euglenozoa; Kinetoplastea; Trypanosomatida; Trypanosomatidae
Source: RefSeq, a predicted model, not a curated record